Molecule: messenger RNA, 1359 nt
Organism: Rhinocladiella mackenziei CBS 650.93
Lineage: Eukaryota; Fungi; Ascomycota; Eurotiomycetes; Chaetothyriales; Herpotrichiellaceae
Exons: 1
Coding region: 1-1359 (452 amino acids)
Biological process (GO): regulation of transcription by RNA polymerase II
Molecular function (GO): zinc ion binding; DNA-binding transcription activator activity, RNA polymerase II-specific
Source: RefSeq, a predicted model, not a curated record
AUGACUUUAGAUAGCCACAGCAGUGUAUCUCGCGACAGCUCAACCGACCUCACUUCACUGGCCUCAUGGGACUUUUCAUCGGAAUCCACCACUCCGGCCAGUACCCGACGACAACACAAAACCCGGACGCUGGCACCAAACCUCACGCGUCGCUCACAUAAGAAAUCUCGAGGCGGUUGCUUUAGCUGUAAGAGUCGCAAGAUCAAAUGCGGUGAACAGAAGCCAGCAUGCGGGAGCUGUCUCAUGAAAGGCAUCAACUGUGUAUAUCCCACCGAGCAACCCGUCCGAAAAUCCAACCUGCCCUUGAUAAGGCGGAAUCCACACACUUCGCCAUCGUUCCCCGGCGCCACAUUCUCCAUUCUCGACAUGAGAUUCUUCCAUCACUUCCUAACCAUCGCAUAUCCUCAUUUACCCGUCGACAAUGACCAUGUCUGGGUACACGACAUCCCCCAAUUCGCCGAACAGCACGAAUACCUUAUGCACGCGCUCCUCUCACUGGGAGCCUCGCACCUCAGCCGACUCACAGGGGUCGACUACCGAAGAGAAUCCCUUGUCCAUCGCGGCCACGCGAUAGCCGGACUGAACCAAGCGCUCAGUCGAAUGGCGCGAGCAUAUGGAGAAUCUGACGCGAUGCUUGCAUCUUGCUACGCGCUCACCUUCCAAGCAUCAUACAUGGGCGACGGCCUGGCUGAUUUCAUCACCAUGGUGCGCGGCUGCGCCUUGACAACAGACAAAAUCCGACAAGAACACUCCCCCACCGCAUUCAAUCUGCAACCGGACUGGCACUUCAAAUUUAUGGCGCCGCGUUUGCAUCACCUUCCUCCUGUCGACCCGACCCUGUUAGAAGAUGCGUACGCGGCACUGGAGAACAUCAGGCCAUACCUGACCGGGGACACCGAAAUCGACUUCCACGCGGCUCUCGUCGAUGUGAUCGUAUCGCUCCAGGCCAGCCCGGCGUCCGGCUAUAUCCAAUUCACCGGCGUUUACGGCGUGUGGUAUGAGCUGUGCCACGACGCCUUCAAGACGUUCCUGGACCCAAACAAUCUGGUCUCGCAGCUUCUGCUCGCUUACUUCGUUGGCAUUCAACUGCUCAUGGUUCCCCUCGCGGCGCAUGAAUGGCCGAAUCGCGCCGACGUCUCGCGCGUGCGCGUCUUAUACGGCACCAUCGAAUGGGCCGAGGGAAUCUUCGAGCGUCUCGAAUCGUCCGAAUUCAAAGCCCAUCUCGACUGGCCAAAAAGUAUCGUGCAGACCGUAGUCGCCGAAAUCAACGGCGAUGUACUCCAACUACCACCGGUGCUCCAGCUGCAUUUGACAGGCAGAGAUAUACCACCUCAGACGACAAUCUUGGCUCCAUCAUGA